AUGUCGAGGAUAACAUAUUCCGAACUACGAAGACUAAGAGGUCUACGAAGACUUAACAACGGGUACGUUUCCGUACCAAAUCUCAACAGUGGAUUUUCUGAUGCGCAGUUUGAACCACCGACUCCAAAGAUACCUUGGAAAGCUUUGAGUUUGGCCGCGUUCCUCUUUUUGGUUGGAACAACCCUACUCGUCGUUGGCAGCCUCAUUGUAUCUGGCUAUAUUGAUACAAAAUAUUCAGACAGGUUAUGGCCUAUGAUAGUUCUUGGAGCCAUAAUGUUUUUACCAGGAGCAUACCAUCUGCGCAUAGCUUACUAUGCGUACAAAGAAUAUCCAGGCUACAGUUUCUCAGACAUUCCAGAGUUUGAGUAA
Messenger RNA from Pararge aegeria (speckled wood butterfly), 369 nucleotides. Its product is annotated as transmembrane protein 230-like. Gene Ontology annotation, cellular component: endomembrane system. The transcript has a single exon. Bases 1 to 369 code for a protein of 122 amino acids. The record is from RefSeq and is a predicted model, not a curated record. Lineage: Eukaryota; Metazoa; Arthropoda; Insecta; Lepidoptera; Nymphalidae.